CCGUCUUUGAAUGACCAAAGGAAAGGCAUAGCAUUAAAAGCCUUCAAAGAACCAACGAUGAAUGACUCAAGCGACGAUGAUGAAGUCAAGCUUGUCAUGAAGAAGUUUUGUAAACUUCUAAGAAAGAAAGAGAAGGUUGAGGAUGGCCCUGUGUGCUAUGAAUGUGGUGAAGCCGGGCACAUCAAGAACAAAUGCCCGAAAAGCGGAAGGAAUGCUCAGCACUUCAAAAGGCAAAGAGCAUACAUCUCCUGGGGUGGAGACUCCGGCGAUGAAUCAAGCGAACAAGAGGAAGAAGAGGAAGCAAAUCUUUGUCUCAUAGCUCAAGAAGAAGAGGAGUCCGCCAACAACGAAAACCAAGAGGGAAGCUUGUUUCCCUUGGUUGUACGAAGGAAAGGUAUUUUCCUUCGGGUUGAAGUCUUGGAGUGCGGUAUCUCCGAGCAAGGAUUCUCUGAGUACCUACAACAAGAUCCUCCCCAGCCAAACGACGACAACGACCCCCUCGUGGCGAUGGUGAACCAAGCAUGGUACCAUAAUAACUAUAUCAGCAUCAACUACAUCCUCGAAGGGUUGGCCGAGACGUUGUACCCCGUCUUUGCCGGUGCAAAGCUUGCCAAGGAGCUUAAGAGUAGCUUGAACAAGAAGUAUCAAGCUGAAGAUGCCGGCACAAAGAAGUUCAGCAUCGGGAAGAUGAUGGACUACAAGAUGGUUGACAGCAAAUCUGUUGUCGCCCAGGCUGAGGAGCUUACGGAAGACUUCCAAGGUGAUCUCAAGCUCAAGAGAACUGAGCUGAACCUGGAGCAACUGCUCACGCGGUUGAGAAUCCGAGAGGAAGAGCUUGCCAGAAGAGGUGGAAGGGCAAAGGUGAAUGUGGUAGAUCAUCCUUCGGGCUCUUCACAUGGUAGAAAGGACAAAAAGAAAAUAUGUCCUAAAGGUGGCGUUUCUAAAUUUGCAAGGAAGUGCUACAAUUGUGGCAUUACCGGGCAUCGUUCCUCCGAUUGUAAGAAAAAGAAGCCUCAAAAGAACAAGAAGAAGACCACCGAAGCUAUGUGCACAGAGCUCAACAACUUGGACCUCUACGCAGUUGUCACUAAGCUAGGUGAACAUUUUCUGAAAAUGCAGUGAUGACACCUAGGUAAACACCGAUAAAUUCUGUAAAUGUCCGUGUGCAGCUAAAUUCUGUAUAUGUCUAAAAAUGUCCAGAUUUAGCUUGCGCAUUAGUAGUCAUAUACCGAAGGUAUCUCAUCACUCGGACUAUGGCCUUCCAGUGUGGGGGAUUGUUGGAAUUUUUAAGAAAAAUUGGACAUUUUC
Messenger RNA from Cuscuta campestris, 1308 nucleotides. NCBI's taxonomy places the organism in Eukaryota, Viridiplantae, Streptophyta, Magnoliopsida, Solanales, Convolvulaceae. The record is from the annotation of a GenBank genome assembly.